This is a messenger RNA of Sinocyclocheilus anshuiensis, 1156 nucleotides long. Its product is annotated as protein ELYS-like. The record is from RefSeq and is a predicted model, not a curated record. The transcript has 9 exons. Lineage: Eukaryota; Metazoa; Chordata; Actinopteri; Cypriniformes; Cyprinidae. The coding region runs from base 42 to 1025 and encodes 327 amino acids.
GCAGAUCUGAAUGCAGGGCGCCCAUAUAGGACCACUACUGGAUGAAAGGGGCUUUGUCUGGUUCUUUAUGGAAUAUAAGGAUGAUGCUAAACACAGAAGUCUUGUGGAAUAAAGCUUUAACAGACAACAAUAUCAAAGGCCUUAUUGGCUGCAUACGAGGCCUCUAUAAUGAAGGUGAAGGGGAUGCGAGUGAACGUGUGGCCAGUUUUAACUGCUGGCUUCAGAGAUCAGCAGAACUGGCCAAGAAGGAGCUGUUAAUGUUCUGUUUCAGUCGAUAUAAAGGCUUGUGGAUGUGUUUGGAUGAAAACACUGUUGCUCUGGUCCAUAAGCUGCUCCUCAAGCUGAAGAACCCGCUUUCUCUGGUCCACCAAAACACAGUGACGGUCUGCAUUCUAAACAUGAUAAUAUACUUUGUCCUGGAUGUGUCUAACUUCCUGCACUGUAAGGAUGAUCUCCUGCAGUCAUUCUGCCAUGUCUUCAGUAUCCCAUCUGCAUUUUCUCAACAGAUUUGUGGAUUCUGGCUUCUAGAUCAUGGAUUAGUAACAGACUCAAUGAAUGUCUUAUUGAGCCCAAGAGCUUGUCCUCCAACACUGUCAUGGCACCACUGUGCUGUUCUGAAGACGUUAUUGAAGACAGGAGAGAAUCGAGCAGCACUGAAGUAUCUGUACAGCAUCACACUAGCAAUGGAGAACAUACAUGACAUCAAUCUCCGUGUGGAUGUGUUAAUACACAACAAAUGUAUAUCUGAGGCCUGGGCUCUGAUUAGAGGACUCCAAACUGAAGAUGUUCACGUGUUCAAACACUUCAUUCUUGUCUGUGAGAAUCGUGGGAUUUGUAGAAAUAUGUUGGCCUCUCUAUGCGAGGGUAUGGCUCAUCUCCAGCUGAUAGAAAGCAAAAAUAUGGAGUCCAAUGAGGCACAAAUGCUAAUGCAAGAAACAGCAGCUCAACAGCCAGUAAGAACUGAAGCAGGACAAACUCCCCAUCCACUGUCUGCAUGGCUGCUGACUCCAGGAGAUUUUGUUUAGAUCCUUCUGAGAUAUGUCCACUACCAAAAAAAAAGAAGGUAAGAAACAGACUCACCUUUUAGGAUCCAUCCAUUCAUCCAUUAAUUCAUCCUGGUUUAGAAGUAGAGAUACAGUAUCAUUCAAAGGUGUGC